UCCAUCCCGGUCUGCAGGCCCCGCCUGGUCUCGCCGCUCCCUUACUUCCGUCGGCUGUUAGCCGCAGCCACGAUAAAUCGAUCCUCAGCUCUGCGCUGGCACCUCCAUCAUGUCUUUCCAGCGAAGCUACCUCGACCCCUCCCCAGAUUUGUCGACUCCACCCCCGUCACCGUGGCGGGCUCGCGCGGAACACAUCCGCCGCCGUCCGAUACGCCUGAGGCAGGCCGCCUUUCUCUUGACCGCGUUCACGAUCCUCUGCACGUUCGUAUAUCUCUCGCGGCACCGUCAGAGCGACUCCUACACGUAUGAUGACUGGAUAGACAUCGCGGACCGCCGCGUGCCCCUUCAAUCAUUGCAAGAGCCCAACCUACCGCUGCCCCCACAGAACGGACACGACCACCGCCCCCAACACGUUCCUGGCCGAACACCACAGCUUAUAGAGGACCAUGCUAUCCGACCCCAAGUUGACGUGUCCAAACUAGAUCAUUCCGAUACCCAUGCUGAUGCUGUCGCUGUCGCUGCUCCUGCUCCUGCACCGGAGCCUAUCGUAUUCUCCCUUAUCAUGUUCUCGGAAGAUUCUGCUAAUGAAGGUGCUAUACUGAUGAAGUCUAUCCUCAUGUACACUAGCAAACCUGUCGAAUUCCAUGUCAUUUGCGAUGAAGGCGCGCAAGCCUAUCUCGAGAAGCGGAUCCGACUCAUUACACGCCCGACGCGCAAUAUCCUGGUCCGGUUCUAUCGUCUAACGUUCGACGACAUGAAGAGGCGCAUUGAGCGCGAGGGUGCGAUCGUGUCUGACCACUCUGCCGGGACCCCGGGCCUCAUGAAACUCUUCAUACACGAAAUCCUGCCCGAGUCCGUCUCGCGGGCAGUCUUCAUCGACACCGACGCGUUCUUCAUCACCGAUCCAGCGCUACUAUGGGACCGCUUCUCGUCCUUCAAACCGGACACGGCUGUCUCCAUGCCCUAUCAUCCUGACCAGUCCAACGAGGGGUGGCACCACGCCAACCGGAUCUGCUCCUGCAUCAUGCUCCUCGACCUCGCGCGCCUCCGGAAGUUCCGCCUCAUGGACUCGAGCGCGUACCGCGCCGCCGGUGCGCCCGCGCUCGCGCCCGCAGCGUUCGAGGCGAUGUUCGGCGCGCCCGGGGACGACGGCAAGUACGAGGGCGUGAAGCUCGGCGACCAGGGCUACUGGUGGGCGAUCACGUCGCAGAUGCCGAAGGUCUUCGAGCACCUGAGCUACGACUGGGAGAUGUCGAGCUGCCUGAUGGACAUGUACGGCACGGGCCUCGGGGAUGACGCACGGGGUCUCGAGGAGGAGGGCAGGCGCCAGGUGCAUACGCUGGACACGCCGCAGGAGGGCGAGACGGUCCUCCCGAAGAUGCUUCAUUUCAACUGCCUCGAUGGCGCGCCUAAUUACUACGAGUGGGACGGCUGGUCCGACCCGCAGAACAGCCUCGGGCAGAGGUGGCAACAUGCCGUGAAGUAUCAUGCCGGCUUCAAGUGGCUCUGGCUCAACGCCCACAAACCGAUGGGCACGCUCACGAUCGAGACACAGGAAAAGGUCGUCUUCGCAGACGAGCUGUUUGCGCAGCGACAAGCCGUCGGUCCCAGGGAGUCUGCGUAGUCUAAUUUAUUCUUACCACACUAGUGUGAUAUAUAGUCCACCGCAGGGUAUGUAAUGGAUCGAGUUGAAUCAUCA
This is a messenger RNA of Rhodofomes roseus, 1699 nucleotides long. RefSeq lists its product as uncharacterized. Bases 110 to 1624 code for a protein of 504 amino acids. The transcript has 4 exons. Lineage: Eukaryota; Fungi; Basidiomycota; Agaricomycetes; Polyporales; Fomitopsidaceae. Gene Ontology annotation, biological process: protein O-linked glycosylation via mannose. The record is from RefSeq and is a predicted model, not a curated record. Gene Ontology annotation, molecular function: xylosyltransferase activity; glucuronosyltransferase activity.